Molecule: messenger RNA, 5555 nt
Organism: Trichobilharzia szidati
Lineage: Eukaryota; Metazoa; Platyhelminthes; Trematoda; Strigeidida; Schistosomatidae
Source: the annotation of a GenBank genome assembly
GGUCAGUUGGUGAGGUCUGUCCCGGUAUUGCUUCUACAUUACCGAUAGAAAGCUUAUGAAUAAACAUGAUGGACCUUAGAACUCAAGAAGUUCACUCGGGACAUUUCAUGGUCAGUAAUCUCGAAGAUUCUGAAGAUGAGUCCGAAAAUUCCGUUGAUCUAUCUCCAGAAGACAACCCUUUAUCUAUUUCAAAAGAUGUAAAUGAUCAACCAGCUACUAAAGAUAAAAACAGACUGAUAUUUGAGAAUUUGGCUUCACUUUUUAAGUACUUGGAAAUCGCAUAUAUUGGAAAGCUGACCAGUCCAAAAUGGGAUCAGUUUCGUGGAUUAAGAUUUGCAAUAAAAAAUAAGAUCAGACUCAACAACAUUAUUUGGAGGGAGUACCAUAUGCAGUACGUUAAAAAGUUGAAACCGGUUGUUGUUCAAUUUCAAACACCUGUAUGCGAAAACCACUCCAAAGCUGAGGCGGUGGUACUGGAAGGAAAAUAUUGGAGACGGCGUAUCAGUACUUUGUGUAGAGAAUAUGGCCUUUGGAGAGUGUUUGCCAAGAACAAAUUGUAUGGAUCUCAUAAUAAGCAAAUUGUUCAGUGUGCUAAUGAAUUGCUUGAGGGAUCGGACAUGUGCUCGUAUAAAUUCAGGGAUCUGCCAAAAAACGCUACCUCAAAACUAUUAGAAGAAAUAAUGAUGGAUAUUGAUGAAAACCUUGACUUGUUUUUUGAACAACCAUUAACAUUCCCAAAUCCGCGUGAUUUACCUACUUUAGGGAAUGCUGACAUAAUGCAGCCAGGUUUACAACAACUUCAACCUAACAGAAGUUUACGUGAAGACAUUUCGUCCAGUAUGUUCCAAUCUAGUGAGCCUAAUUUGUCUUUUCAAAACUCCAAAUAUAGUAUUCCGCAUGAUGCCUAUUCAUUCGGUUAUACGUGGUCCCAUGCUGCUGUCUAUCCUGAUCAAUCUUUCGAAGAUAAGUUUAUAUCUGGGGUGGUUCAUUCCAACCCAGUAAUAACACAUCCAGCUGCCACACCCACUGAAAAUCUUUCUGGUGAACAUUUCAGUAUUCCAUCGUGCCCAUCGUUCUUGUCACAAGACUGUAACAACGAAACUCUUUUAGAAUUAACUACAAAUAAUAGAGAAGACCGUUCAUUUGUUACAAACAAUGAGAGUGGUGAAAAUGAUUACCAUGGUCGUCAUCCAUAUCGACCUUCCUUUCCAGUGACUCAAAAGCGCCAUUUUGUACACCAACCUAAGCUUGCAGGUCAAAACCAAUGUGGCAAACUUCCUGUGAUUACACAAUCAAAAUGCGGGUCAUCUGGAGAACCCGUCCCCUCAAAAAGUUGUGUGGAUAAACCUUUUCAAGCUUUCAGUCAGUAUUCAGAAACUAAACAGGAAAACAGCGAUCGUAAGAAUGGAUCGACUCUUUUAAAUGCUUUGUUGCGUGGUGCUAGUGGUAGCCAGAACCUAAGUUCUUCUGGUGACUAUGUUGGUAAUCCACCAGUAUCCCAAAAACCUUCAAAUUGCUUGUCUCCCUUACUUUGCAACGCUUUGAAAAAGCCAGAAAACUAUUUUAACCACUCGCCUGGCAAACAUUUUUAUUUUAAAGAUCAGUCAGCUCAGUCACUUCAGUUAAAAAGCGAUCAAACUUCUUACACUGAUGCGAAAGAUUUAUCGAUUUCAUACAAUCAUUCUGGCUUUGCUUUUGGUGACCACCCUUCACUCGUUCCAGACACACCAAUUCAAAAUACUCGUAUUCCUGAAAUUAAUCAAGCAAAUGCCUCAGACAAUGUACCAGUUCCAGUGGGCGAUUACAAUAUGCCUGUUAAUUGUUCUGUAACACAAAAUCACGAAUCAACUUUAUCUAACUUGGAACCUAUUGUGACCCCCCAUAUACAACCUAUGGUAUCUCACUCGAGUGUGUUACCUUUUUCAACUCACAACCUGUUGGUAAAAAACUGUAAGGAGGAAUCUAUUGAUUUCAGUCUUUGUAAUCAUUUAAUCAGGAACCCCAGUCAUUAUUUUAUCAAUACUGAUGCCGUUUCCCACCAGAAUGCAGUUGAAGUACAUACCCCUUUUUCUGGAACUAGUGACAAUAACGUAAUACGUGAUCCUUCUUUAGAGCGACGAGAUCCAAGCGUUAAGAGUUUAGAUAUCAACAGUUCUGUUAUACAAAGUGUACAAGGAAAUUCAGGUUUUGUGGCUGAUACUCAAAAUGUUCCCACACAGAAUCCACAAAAUUCUAUCGUUUUCUUUAAAGGAAACGGUGAACUUCCUUCACUUGCGAUCCACCGAAAUCUCUCUGCUUCAUCCAGUAUAAAUUUCACUUUUCCAAUUAAUAACUCUGGGCAAUACUCAUUUCCUAACAGUUCAAACCAAGUAUCGAACAUGUUUUUUUUACCAAGUAAUGAGCAUGUGCAUGGAUCCUUAGAUGAUUCAAAUUCUGAACUAGAAACGUUGGUUCCAGGAAGCUGGAACGAGCCCCAAAUGUUUUCUCAUACAAUGAGUAUUAGGCCAAAUGAAAUGGAACAAUCUACAGAAGCAAUGGUUACGAAAGAUAGCAGCUUAAAUAUUAAUAAAAUCAGUUCACAAAGUUCCGUUGUUGAAAAUAGUGCCACAAUGCGAGGCAGGUCUAAUUCGGCUGGGAAUCUAUUUUCACUUCAGAAUAAUCAUCUGAAUAGUUGUUCAGUACGAGGUUCAGCAGCUACUACCUCAAGUUAUGGCAGUACGGAGGUCUUAUCCCCGAUGUUUACUAAUCAUAAGGGAUUUUUAUGUACUAUUUCUCCAUCAUGUUCUCCACCUUCUGUUUCUGAGCAGAAUGAUCAACCAGGUAAACCGACCAUAGGAAAUUCUUCAGAAGAAAGGCGACGUCAGUCAAUGCAGUCUGGUUUGCAAACUCUACGACAACUUUUGAAAAUGCAUUCCAAUGUAGAUAAUCUUGCAGGUGGUAGUCGUUUUUCAGCUCGUAGGAAUAUAAAUAAUUUAGAAGGGAAAUGCUCCGGGUCUGGUACUUACACAUCUGCUGAUACAGAAAUACCCAACGAAAAACUUCCAGUUGGAAUACAGUCAUCAAGUGGAUUAGAUUUAGGAUCAGAUGAACAGACAAUUUCUUCAGCAAAUGAGAUUGGUGGUAAUGGUCGAGCAUCUAAAGCUGCAACACUGAGAAGUGCUGCUGAACUAAUUCGAAGAUUAAGAGAUGAAAGAAAUCUUUUGGAAGUACAAUGUACAAAUCUGAAAGGAGAAGUUAAGGCACUACAAAGUGCAAUCAGCCUUUGUUGCGAAAAAUUACCUUCAUCGGGUUCAUCGUCUUUACGAUCAACAUCAGAUCCAAAUUCAAAUGCUUACUACUCAGAAUGGUUUCGUGCCUAUGUACACAAACAAACUGAGGUGAAUUGGAAAUUUUAUGUAUUCAGUUUAAUUAUUGGUGGGAUUUUCAAAUCUUAUUGUACUACAACAGUUACAAAUUCACGUGAUCAGUUUGUUCGAUCUGUAUAUGGAUGGUUGGAUACAAAUUGUUCACUGAUACAAUUGAGACCUGCUGUAAUGCAAGCUCUAUGCACUCUGGGGAAAACAACAUCUGUUCUACAAGAACCAAAUAAAUUACCUGAACAAUCAAGAAUAUCAUCUAUUGAGAAUUUAUUUUGAUUAUUCAUUGUGAACUAUUUUAAAAUAUAAAAAAGCAUUAGUGUAAAGAAGUUGAUUACUCAUGAAUGAAUAUCAAUCAAUAAAUAUAAACUGUACCACCACCUCUCAUGCAUGUAUGCAUAUAUAUGUAUAUGUGCGCGUGAUUGGUUGGUUAAUUGGAUUUGUGUGAUAUUUCAUUGUGGAAUUCUUUCUUCAUUUCUUUAUUUCUUCUCUAACAUAGUUACUACUUUGUUUUUAUUGUUGUAUAAAUAAGAAAACAAAGAUCUAUUUUGCCAGUCUAGUCUGUCUUUCCCCAUAUAUAUAUAUAUGUAUAUAUAUAUAUAUAUAUAUAUAUAUAUAUAUAUAUAUAUAUAUAAUAUUUAUACCUUGCUGCCACAUUAUAUUUCCUGUAUCUAUUUCAUCUAUAUUUCUUCUCUCUAUUUUUGAUAGAAUCCAAGAUACAGUCGUGUAUUCAUGGAUCCUUCUGACAUGCAUAAAUGAUUACACUAAAGCACAUUUGCCUUUAUUUUAUUUAUUAAUUUAUUUAUAAAAAUAGAGUUCCCUUAGUAUUUUUGUAUGGGACAAUUAAUCAUUCAUUACUGUUAUUAGUAAUGCUUUUUACUGUUGUAAUUAUUAUUAUUAUUAUCACUGCAAAUUAGUUGGCGAUCUAUCCUCACUUAUGAUGUAAUUCUCUCUUCUGACAAUUGAGCAGGUGCAAUCGAGUUUAUUUAUAUGCCUAUGUAUUACUGGUAGUGUACCUUCUUUUUGCUGUUGUUAUCUCCUUCCUUGCAUCUACAUGAUGCAUUUUUAAUUGAUGUAAGCAUAGACUGGCUCUAUUCAUUUUUAUUAUUUCUCUUUUUUUUAAUAGUCAUAUUGUGAUAAUAGUUAUUUAUUUAUUUAUGUGAUUUUAUUCUUUAGUCUUUCCCUUCUCAUUUCUCUUCUUUUAUUGCAUUGUCUUUCUCUGAGUAGUUUAAAAAAAAUGUAAUGUACACUGGUCAUAGCGAUGCAUACAUGCGUAUUUGUGUGUAUGUGCGUGUGUGUGUGUUUGUGUAUAUACACGCGUGUAUCCACCUUGUUUCCUUCUUAUGCUUUCAGAUCUGUAAUACAUCGAUUCAGAAUAGUGUGUGUUUGUGUGUGGUAAGUUGGGUUUUCGAACUGUUUAUUUCUUAUUAAUCAAAGUACAAACACUUUUACCAAAUUCAUUAUGCUUAUUAUGUCUAACUUGUAUUCAGGCGUUACAUUUUUGUUUUCCUAAUUAAUUAUCUCAGUCUAUUCAUAUUUGAAAGGGGACAAUAACCCCUCUUUUUUUACUCUUGAACCACCAUUUUAUUUCUCUUUUUUAUCCGUUCUACUUUUUUUCUCUCUUCCUAAUGAAAACUGAGUUAUCGCCUUAUAUCCACUUUUUUUUUCUCACCUUCAUUUAUAUAUCAUUAAUUUGGAUAAAUUAGAAGAGAAGGGGUGUGUACAACUUCAGGUAAAACAUACAGGAGUUGAGAUUUGUAAUCGAGGAUGAAGUUAAGAAUUCUUUGGUGUUUUCGUAAACGUUGCGUCGUCUCACUCUAGAAGAAGAAAUGAACAAAUAAAAAGUUAACAUCUGUUGUUUGUUACCAGUGGUAUCAAUAGAAAACGUACCUUUUUUGGAUGUGUGUUAGUGAAACAGAAGCCGUGACCAGUAGGUCAAAGAUGAGGCAGUAACUCAUCGCAGAAGACAUUGGCUAGCGGUCGCGCUAUGUCGUGAAUUGGCAGAUGUUAGAAUUCAAGAACCAUUGGAUCGGGUCUCAGUGGCUCAAUGGUGUACGAGCUUGCCUUGUAUCCAUAAGGUCCUGGUUUCGAAUCCCGGUGGGUGUGUACUGAUGAGGACUCCCUAACUAGGACGAAACAGCUGUACAGUGCUCCGAGGUUUUCCAAUGGUUCUCUAACUGAUGUCAGCUCAUGAUGAAA